UUUUUAUCCUGAUUUAUCCCUGAAAAAACUUGUGAGUCCGGGCAAUCCCAAGAACUUCAGCAGACGGAACGUUUUGAUAGCAUUGUCAGAAAACAAUUUUUAGAACUUUUCUAAAGAUUUUUAAUAAAUGAAUGCAAUUUUUAGAACUUUUCUAAAGAUUUUUAAUAAAUGAAUGCAAUUUUUAGAACUUUUCUAAAGAUUCAGCGAUGAGAGCAUUGAGAAAAUGGAAACUUCUUCAACAUGGAUCCAAACUUUGUCAUUCUCUUUUCUCACAAUAGCCUUCCUUCAUUUUGUUGACGUACUGAUUAUUUCCCCAAAACUCACCCUCAAUCACCAAAAUGUCAGAGUCAAGAAGCUGCCACCGCUUCCCCUGCGGUUCAACUCUGAUGGAACUUUCAAAAUCCUUCAGGUAGCUGACAUGCAUUUUGGGAAUGGACUGGGGACUAGAUGCAGGGAUGUGCUGGACAGUGAGGUCGCGUACUGUUCUGACCUCAACACUACUCAGUUCCUUGAAAAGAUGAUUCAACUCGAGAAGCCCGAUUUCGUUGCUUUUACGGGAGAUAAUAUAUUUGGAACAAGUGCCACAGAUGCAGCUGAAUCUCUAUUCAGAGCUUUUGCGCCAGUUAUAAAAGCUGGGCUCCCCUGGGCAGCAGUUUUAGGAAACCAUGAUCAGGAAUCAACCAUGAAUCGUGAAGAAUUGAUGUCUUUCAUCUCCCUCAUGGAUUACUCUUUGUCAAAAACUUUUCCUUCAGCUGAAGAGGCUGCCUAUGAUCCACGCAACCAAAACCAGGCCCCACAUAUUGAUGGGUUCGGGAAUUAUAACCUGAGAGUAUGGGGUGCUCCGGGCUCACAGUAUGUGAAUAGCACUGUCCUUAAUAUCUAUUUUCUUGACAGUGGGGACAGAGCCGUAGUCCAUGGAGUUCGAACAUAUGGAUGGAUUAAAGAGUCUCAACUUCAAUGGCUUCGUGGCAUUUCUAAAGGAAAUCAGUCACAUGGAUCGCGGUACGCUACAGUACGCGGUAUGAAAACGGGAACACAAAUCGCGAAUAUUAAUCCGAUACGCGAGGGGAGCAAUAUCAACACUCCAAAUUCGAAUCAACUGAAUUUUCCAAUGUCGCCCCUGCAUUAACCUUCUUCCACAUUCCCAUCCCAGAAAUUAAACAAGGACCUGUAAGAGGUAUUGUUGGCCAAUAUCAGGAACAUAUAGCAUGUUCAUUUGUGAACUCUGGAGUCCUAAACACACUUGUCUCUACGGGAGACGUAAAGGCGGUUUUCAUAGGUCAUGAUCACACAAACGACUUCUGUGGGAAUCUUGACGGCAUAUGGUUUUGUUAUGGUGGAGGUUUUGGAUAUCAUGGUUACGGUGUUCCAGGGUGGCCAAGGAGGGCAAGAGUCAUUUUGGCUGAACUUGGGAGAGGGGAGAAGUCAUGGAAUGGGGUAGAGAGGGUCAAGACGUGGAAACGACUUGAUAAUGGGAGGCUCAGCAAGAUUGAUGAGCAAAUCCUUUGGCAGAGGUGAAAAUGUUGACCUGUUAGUACCUUGUAACUUUAAUGUCGUCUCUUGUGUGGAUAGUUAUACCACGUUUUAGUUUUGCAGUUCUUGAAAGCUUGUGAGUUGUGACUGAGAAUUCACUCCCACGAAAAUUUACUGAAUCAUAUAUUACGUGAGCUUCUUGUAAAUUGGUUAAGGAUGUGUUUGGACUUCGUAUCCA
Messenger RNA from Cuscuta epithymum, 1711 nucleotides. The record is from the annotation of a GenBank genome assembly. NCBI's taxonomy places the organism in Eukaryota, Viridiplantae, Streptophyta, Magnoliopsida, Solanales, Convolvulaceae.